This is a messenger RNA of Spodoptera litura, 1306 nucleotides long. Its product is annotated as spermatogenesis-associated protein 6. The record is from RefSeq and is a predicted model, not a curated record. Gene Ontology annotation, biological process: spermatogenesis. Gene Ontology annotation, molecular function: myosin light chain binding. Gene Ontology annotation, cellular component: sperm head-tail coupling apparatus. NCBI's taxonomy places the organism in Eukaryota, Metazoa, Arthropoda, Insecta, Lepidoptera, Noctuidae.
UUUACAUAAAUGUAAACAUUAGAUUUAGUUACUUUGGAUAUUAGUUUCAGCUAAGAAAUUCGUUCAUUAUGACAGUAUUUGGGCUAAAAUUAAAUGUUUAAUCAUGAGUGUGUAGUGGAAGCUAGAUAAUCGGCAAUGUGAUGCUGCAACAUGCCAAAAAUUAUCGAGUUAACAGUGGAAAUAGAUGUACAGAGAGUAUCAUGUCCGGGAGUGUGGUUAUGCCAAGAUGGACGAGUCUCCCUCACAGUGUUUGCGCUGGGCACCAGUUACCAGACCUGUCUACUGCCUCCUAUCUUCCCACUCAUGUUCAAAGACAUCUUCUACUUCCGCAAAAGAUUUCAAGAAUCAUGUGCAUUGAAUAACAUUUGCUGUUUGUUAAAGGAAGAAACCAUAUACUGUGAGCUGGUGCAAUGGUGUGAUGACUGUGCUUCUAGUGAGUGUGUGAUCCUGGCUCAGUACCUGGGAGCUUUGAACGAUGUGCUCUUCCCGCCCAACAUGUGCUCCAACGAUGGAGUGGAUCUACUCAUGAGGAGGGCUAAGGACUUCCCUGGUAUACUAUCUCCUAAAAUCGAGAUAGCAACAAAAGUGCGUAUAGAUGAGGUAUGGAACCAGACUCACCCCGUGCCUUCGACGCUGAAAGUUGCCUGUCAUUGCUCGCCUCGCGACGAGGCUUCCCGACAGAGGCAGGUUUGCCAUUCUGCACGGUAUCAUAGGAACAAAUGUUUGAAACACGCGAGGGCGCCAUCAGGACCGAGGUCACGGUCACGGUCUGGGUCCUCGGGCUCGAAGUCAUGUUGCAGCCUGACGCAGAACGAUGCGGAGUAUAUCAAUUGUGACUGUCCUAUAUCAAUGGGCAGCACUGAGAAGCCGUACUCCAACCGACAGAAAGAGGAGAAACACACGAAAACUAUCCUAGAAAGCAGAUACAUCGACCAUGAUAGAUACACAAACACCAGCACACAGGACUAUGCGACAAAACAUUUUAAAACUAAAAUAACCCCUUGUGUAUGUGAAAUCUGUAAACGAUACCAUGAACUAUUCCAUACGAACAAAGGAUAAAACAUUUGACAGGUCAAUAAGGAUCAAUUUGCAAUAACUACCUCAUAAAAAAUGACUGCGUGACAGGAUGUAGGUAAGUAAUACAGUUUGUGAUUAAUGAGCAAAGGAAAUUGUACUUUAAUGUUGUCAUCAAAUGUUAUACAUUGUUAUAUUUUUCUUCAUAAGUUUUUAGAAACCAAUUUUUAUAACUAAUCAUGCAUGCUUAUCUGUUUUUUUAAAAGUUCGAUAUUCUAACAAAAAUUGUAUA